Messenger RNA from Nylanderia fulva, 5272 nucleotides. RefSeq names its product intraflagellar transport protein Oseg2 (gene Oseg2). Gene Ontology annotation, molecular function: protein binding. Gene Ontology annotation, cellular component: intraciliary transport particle B; axoneme; ciliary basal body. Lineage: Eukaryota; Metazoa; Arthropoda; Insecta; Hymenoptera; Formicidae. The record is from RefSeq and is a predicted model, not a curated record. Gene Ontology annotation, biological process: intraciliary transport.
AUGUUGCUUAAGUAUCUCGGUACUGUUAUAUCUGCGCAGGAAAGUGAAAACAAAGUUAUUGAUAUAGCAUGGUCGCCAAACAACUUAAAGUUAGCUGUAGCGUCCUCGGAUCGUUCUAUUUAUCUCUUUGAUGAGAACGGAGUCAAACGUGACAGGUUUUCUACUAAACCUGUUGAUAUUAAGUUUGGCAAAAAAAGUUAUAUGAUAAAGGGAAUAGCUUUCUCACCGGAGUCCACCAAGAUUGCAGUUGGCCAAACCGACUGCAUCGUCUAUGUAUACAAAAUAGGAGAUGAUUGGAACGACAAAAAAGUAAUUUGCAAUAAAUUUAAACAAAGCUCUGCGGUGACUUGUUUGAUCUGGCCGUCAGAGACAAGAGAUGGUCCAAUUAUCAUAGGAUUGGCGGAUGGAAAAGUCCGUGCGGCCCUGGUCAAGUCGCAGAAGGCGCAAACCUUGUAUACCUCUGAUGCCAUGACGAUAGCUCUAGCUAGCAACAUCCGCGGAAAUGGCUUCAUAUCGAGCCACGCCGACGGCAGUAUCAUCCGGUAUUACAUCACCGAGAACGACGGUGCAGAACCGUCGGGACGUGUAUGUGUUCACGGAGUGCCCGCUUAUGCACUAGCUUGGUCGCAAUCGCAUAUCCUGGCGGCAGGUAGCGACAAACGGUUGACCGUGUACGAUUCGUAUGGCAAGCCGGUCAAAACCUUCGACUACAGCCGGGAUCCCGAAGAAAAAGAGAUCACAGUGGCUUGUUGCAGCCCGAGCGGUCAGAGCGUCGCCGUAGGUUCCUGGGAUAAGGUGCGCAUCUUCGAUUGGUCGCCACGACGAAGCAUCUGGGAGGAGACUAAUGUGCGUGCUCUUCCUAAUUUCUACACAAUUACGGCGCUUGCCUGGAGACGAGACGGUUCGAAGCUAGCGGUUGGAGGAUUGUGCGGUGGUGUUGAACAGUUUGAAACAAUCCUGAGACGCACAGUAGUCCGAGGCAGUCAUGAGGUGGCCUAUGUAGGCCCCAGCCAGGUAGUGAUUCGACCUUUGAACGAUUCUUCGCAACGUUCCAUCGUUGUCAGAUCUCAGACUGGUUUGGAGAUCGAGGACGUGCGCGUUUUAGGACGUAGAGAUAACAAUGUUGUGGCACGCACAGCGCGCACUUUGCUGAUCGGUGACAUCGAGCUGGGCUUGAUCAGUGAGAUUCCAUGGGAAGAUCGAUCUAGCGGCGGUGAAAAGUUCUUCUUUGAAUAUCCAGUUGUUUGCCUGAUUUUCUAUUCCGGCGAGUUGACGAUCGUUGAAUACGGUCAGAACGAGGCACUCAGUUCCGUACGAACGGAAGCAGUAAACCCGCACGUGGUCAGUGUACGUGUGAACGAACGACCUUCGAUCAACGGGAUCGACAAUAAAAAGCUAGCUUAUCUAUUGGAUCCGAAAACCGUCCGCGUGAUCGAUCUAAUAACAAGCGGGACCAUUAGCGUAAUUGUUCAUGAUGCUCGAAUCGACUGGUUAGAGCUAAGUGAGGCAGGUCAUCGAUUACUGUCGCGUGACAAGCGAGGUCGACUUUGGCUAAGCAAUGACACAGGUGGAAGAGUUUUGCUGGUAAGUGGGGCAUCCUUUGCAUCUUGGAUACCCGGAAGUGAUGUUGUCAUCGCUCAGACAGGCCAAACGCUGGCCGUUUGGUAUAAUGUAGACGCGCCAGAAGCUGCCACGCUGACGCCAAUCAAGGGCGAUGUGAUGGAUGUUGUUCGCGAAGAUGGUCGAACGUCCGUAAUAGUAGAAGAACAUGGUGUCAAGGUACCAUAUGUGCUGGAUGAGGGACUGAUCGAAUUUGGUACCGCACUGCACGACAAUGACUUUGGUAGAGUCGUUCUGUUCCUGGAAAAUAUGGGCGACAGUCCGCAGGUAGAAACUAUGUGGGAAAAUGUGGCUAGAAACGCGAUGAACGAGAGAAAGCUUAUGAUAGCCGCCAGAUGUUACGCCGCUAUGGGCGAUGUAGCUUGCGCGAAGUUUUUGGAGGAAACCGCCAAGAUCGGUGAGAAGUAUGCUGAAGAAACAGGCAACGAUCCAAUGGCCAAUCCGGAUUGUUGGGCCCGGUUGGCCAUAUUGAACGGCGAUUUAAAAACAGCCGAGGCAAUCUAUCUAGAGCAGAACGAACUGGACAAAGCGCUAGAUAUGUAUCAACGAUAUUGGCACUGGGAGGAAGCUUUAACUUUGGCCAAGAGUCGCGACUGGAGCGGUUUGUCAGAAUUGCGAGAUCGUCAUUUGGCUUGGCUAUUAGACAGCGGACAAGCAGCCCGUGCAGCGUCUAUCAUAGAGAGUACAAAUCCCAGGAGAGCCGUGAAGCUUUAUCUGGAAGCACGUCGACCUGGACGAGCCGCCAGGCUAAUCCUUAGUGACAACGAAUUACUGGAAGAUGAGCGAGUCGUCGAGGAAGUCAUUAAUGGCCUUAAAGCUACCGAUCUCAUGGAACUCGCUGGAGAGUUACUGGAGAAAACUGGCGCCGGCUCCGAAGCGAUCAGUUGUUAUGCUCAGGCUGGCGUAUUUGCCAGAGCCCUCGAUCUAGCACGCAAAGUUGAUCCCACUUUAGUAGUUGAGCUAGAGAGGGAUUGGGGAAAGCAUUUAGCAGAGAAUGGUCAUUACGAUGCCGCCAUUAAUCAUUUUAUCGAAGCGGGUGAAACGGUAUUAGCAUUAAAAGCUGCUAUCAAUGCUCGACAAUGGAGAAAGGCUUUGCAGAUUAUACAGGUAAUCGAGAACGAUGAUGACCCUGAGAUCCGUCAGCAGUGUGAAAAAUUGGGCGAAUACUUCUCGUCAAUUGGGGAACGCAACUUGGCGGAGAGCCUUUUUGUUCGUGCCGGAAAUGCUCAACGUGCCGUGGAAGCUCACGUUCAGUCAGGCGAUUGGCUGCGCGCUCAUCAAGUGGCUCAGGAGCACAUGAAGAGCGAUGAAGCCAACCAAGUACUGGCGAAGCAUGCCGAGAGCCUGCAACAGACCGGCGAACUUCGCCACGCCGAGGCGCUCUACGUCGCCAUCGGCGAUCACGACACGGCGAUCGCGAUGUAUCGUAAGGCAGGAAAUCGUGGCGAUAUGAUCAGAUUGGUCGCCGAGCAUCGGCCUGACCUACUUCAAACCACUCACGCGCAUCUGGCGAAGGAAUUAGAAACAGCCGGCAAACCGAGAGAAGCUGAAGAACACUUUUUAGGUGCUGGUGAUUGGCGCGGAGCAGUUACAGCAUAUAGAUCCACCAAUAUGUGGGAGGACGCGUUGAGAGUUGCCAAAAAGGCUUCGGGAGAGAAGGCAGCACAGCAGGUUGCCUUGAUGUGGGCCCGAACAUUGGCUCCGGAAUUAGGCGCAAGACUCCUAAUGCGACUUAACUAUUUGGAACCCUGUCUGCAAUUGGCGUGCGAGGCUAGUUUGUUCGAAUGGGCUCUAGAGAUCGCCAAAUAUGGCACUGUGGACCAAAAGAAGGAAGUUCACUAUCGCCACGCUAUGGCGCUGGAAGACGAAGGCCGUUUCGAUGAAGCUGAAAAGGAGUUCGUACAAGCUGGCAAGGUCAUGGAGGCCGUGCAAAUGUACAUUCAUAACCGCGAUUGGGAAUCCGCAGAGGACGUUGCGCGAUCGCACAGUCAGGAGGCAGUGGCACAGGUUUUGAUCGCCCGAGCCGCCGAAGCUGCCGAGGGACAAGAUUAUGCCACGGCGGAGGCUCUACUUUUGAGAGCCCACAAACCAGAUAUGAUAAUAGAGCACUAUAAGACAGCCGGGAUGUGGUCUGAAGCGCUGCGAGUAUGUCGAGAAUAUUUGCCAAGUCAGGAGGCGGCUCUUCGCAGAGAAUUGGGCCAAAAGAACGCGGGAUUGGACGGGGCAAAUGCGUUAGAAGAGGCUCGGAAAUGGCUUGAUCUAGGAGAAGUGCGAGCUGCCCUGGACACUCUGAUCUUGAAUCCACAAGCACCCAGAUCGUAUCUCAUUCGUGCGGCUGAUAUUUUGUUGCAUCAAGCGGAUCCCGAAACAGCAUCAGAAAUCGGGGGUGACCUAGGUGCACGCUUAUUCUCUGUUGGUGAACACGCGCUCGCCGCUCAGGUAUUUCUUCAAGCGGAUCGUCUGAAGGACGCGGUGAGUUCGCUAGUGGCAGUUGGUGAAUGGGAUCGUGCGCGUCGGAUCGUUCGCGAGCUCGCUCCUGAUCUGGAACCGUAUCUCGAAGAGAAGUACCGGGAUGCGAUGGCGAAUGAGAGUGAAAUGGAACGACUGGCGGAGAUGGACGGCAACGCCGCCCUCGAGAUGAUGGCGCGCAAAGGUCAAUGGAGCCAGGUGUUUGACGUCGCAAGCUCGCAGAGUCCGGAAGUGCUGCAUAGGUUUGUGGCACGACGCGCCGCGCAAUUGCUGAAGAACGAUGCCGCACCGCAAGCGUUGCAGCUCUACGCGCAGUAUGGUGCGCCCGCGAUCUCGCAGAAUUUUAAUCUUUAUCUACAAUUGGCAGAGAGUGUCCUAAAUGCGCCACAGCAGGAAUACAGAUACUUGGCUCAGCUUCGUGACAUUUUGCACGGUUUCUGCCGCUCGUCUCCGCCCUCCGACAGAUUCGAGCGACUCUUAGAGGCUGCGCAUUUCUGCGCCAUGAAGCACGGUUGUCGUUCGUUCCCGGCACUUUCUGGCAUCGUCGUCAAAGUGUCUGUCAGCCUUCUGCGACACAGCGACAUACUCCACGCCGACAAAGCUUAUUACGAAGCUGGCGUCGCAACGCGUUCCGCGGGGCUUUUGAGUGAGGCUUUUGUUUUCCUUAAUCAUUUUCUCGAUCUGGAGGAGUGUAUCGAGGAAGAAGGCGAUAGCAAUGUUCUCGAUGUGGACGAUCUACGCGUCACCGAUUUUCCGCUAGAAGUCCCACUUCCGGAGAAUCUCGGAGUCGUGACAGAUCAACGCGAGGAGGCGAGAGAAUGGGUGCUGGCGGUGUCUAUGGACCAGAAGAUCGAACAGGGUCUGCCGGUCGACCAGAGAGGCGUCUACGUGGGCUCGUUAACGUCACCGACUAAUUCCGGUGCGCCUCUUCAGCAAUGCGUAAUCACGGGAUAUCCGGUACGCGGUCCGGUUAUCAAAUUCGAGGGGACCAGCAACCGCGUGGCGGAUCGCGACGAUUGGGCCAAAUUGACCAACACGGCCAGACAAGCGUCUCCGGAUUCGCCGCUGAACGACAUUCUGGUGUUUCUUCAGGAAUGGUGCGGCGCGGUACCCAAAUAUUCAUUUUGAAGAAAAAAUCAAGUUUCUUCAAUUUUAAUUCAAAUGGAAGAUAUACAAAAUAAUA